CGUUAUUAAUUAUUAAUGUCUUUUAGCUGGUACUUAGAAUUGUAUUCUAAGAUUGUUUUACAGUUUGCUGACGGUAAAAUUGCGCAAGGGAGGUUAAUUGUCAACAGCAUUGUUUUCGCUGCAAUCUCUUUCACAAGCCGUAUACCAGCCGGAAGUGUGAGAGCUAAGUGCUAUAUGGAGCAAGGUGCUACACCAACAGAUUUGUCGCCUGCUGCUGAAACACUUCCUGAUGAAGCUAUUGCUCUUACUGCCCUAGCUGGUAAUUGGAAUAACCAGCCUCACAAUUGGGUUGGGAUGGAUCCCUGUGGCAGUAAAUGGGUAGGAAUCACUUGCACCAAUUCCCACAUUACCAUGAUAGUUCUAUCAGGAGCCAAACUAAAUGGCAGUCUCUCUGGAGAUAUUGGGAAUCUUCCAGAGUUGGAGUACUUGGAUCUAUCUUUCAACAAGCAUUUAACUGGAUCAAUUCCCCCAGCCAUUGGAAAUUUAAUGAAACUGAAGGGCUUGAUUCUUGUCUCUUGCAAUUUUGUUGGGACUAUUCCAGCAGAAUUAGGGAAUCUGCCAAGGCUGGGGAUGCUAUCACUGUAUUCAAACAACUUGCGCGGAGAAAUUCCUGCUACCAUUGGCAAUUUGUCGAAACUGGUUUGGCUCGAUAUCACCGAUAAUCAAAUAAGCGGAUUGCUUCCUGUCUCGAGCAGAAACAACCUCAAUCUUGGCUUGGAUAAUUUAACAUUCUGCCAGCACUUUCACUUUGGCAAGAACAACAUUUCUGGGAGCCUUCCUGCUCAAAUUUUCAAUUCAAACAUGCGUCUGAUACAUUUACUCAUCGACAGCAAUAACCUAACAGGAAGCAUUCCUCCCACACUGGGGCUCGCAAACAAACUGGAAGCUUUGCGCCUUGAUAAGAACCGCUUAACUGGAUCUGUUCCUCCAAAUCUUAACAAUCUUACUAGUCUUUCCGAACUACACCUCUCUGACAACCAACUGACUGGUCCCUUGCCAAACUUAACAGGAAUGAACCAGCUUACUUAUCUGGAGAUGAGCAACAAUCCUUUUGAUCAGUCGCAAGUUCCACCGUGGUUUUCAACUUUGCCAGCAUUGACAACACUGAAACUGGAGUUCCUAAAAAUUUCAGGGCAACUUCUACCACCAGUAUUUGCUUUCCCACCCUUACAGUCUGCGUAUCUGAAGAACAACCAUUUUAAUGGAAGUCUGAACCUAGAUGCCGGCUACAGCAGCCAGCUCAUACUUAUUGACUUGCAAAACAACGACAUCGAUGACGCCUCACCCGGAGAUUACUCAAAACAAUUACUACUGAGUGGCACUCCGUAUUGCAAUCGGGGAGGAAAUAGCAAAUUUUGCGGCAGUCAGCUGCCACCAAGCCCGCCUCCGUUCAGCACGCCAUUCGAGAAUUGCCCAACUACGAAUUGUCCUUCAGAUCAGGAGGAGAGCCCCACAUGCAACUGCUCGUACCCUUUCGCAGGCACCCUAUUAUUCAGGUUCUACAGCUUCUCGAACAUGGGGAAUUGGACUCAUUUUACAGCUGUAGAGGUGAACAUAGAUAAGCAAGCGCGGCAGCUUUUCUCCAUUGAUUCAGUGUCCGUCCAGAAUCCACGCCUAGACGGCAACAGCUAUCUCGAUGUCGACAUCCGAAUCUUCCCAGCUGACAAACUUCGUUUCAAUUAUUCUGAGAUCAUUUCCUUGUCCAAUAUGUUCAGCAAUAAGAGUUUUGUUGCCCCUGAUGGGUUUGGGCCUUAUCUUUUCAUACCGAAUCCGUAUGUUGAUUUCACAGUACCGCCGUCACCUAGCUCAAAAUCAAAAAGACUGCCGGCGAUUAUUGGAGGAACAGUUGCCAGCGUUGUUGUUGUUGUGGUGAUAGCUGGUUUGGUCAUUUACGCGAUUCAACAGAGAAAGGAGGCCAAGAAGGCCAAAGAACUAAGCCUGCCUUUCGGAUCUUGGGACCGAAGUAACAGCAGCAACAGCAUUCCGCCACAAUUGAGAGGGCCGAGGAUGUUCACUUUCGAUGAUUUGAAGAAAUUCACCAAUAAUUUCUCAGAAGAUAACAGCAUUGGGUCUGGCGGUUACGGAAAGGUUUACCGAGCAGCACUUCCUGACGGAACACUGCUUGCUGUAAAAAGAGCUCAGAAGGAGUCCACACAAGGCGCUCAUGAAUUUAAAACGGAGAUUGAGAUGCUUAGUCGGGUUCACCACCGUAACCUUGUUUCUCUUAUUGGUUUUUGCUUCGAGCAAGGUGAACAAAUGUUGGUGUAUGAGUACAUUCCAAAUGGUAAUCUAAAAGAAAGUCUCACAGGGAAGUCUGGAAUUCGUUUGGACUGGAGGCGGAGGCUUCGAAUUGCUCUUGGUGCGGCUAGAGGUCUUGCGUACCUGCACGAGCUCGCAGAUCCCUCUAUAGUUCACAGAGAUAUCAAAUCAAGCAACAUCCUUCUCGACCACCAUCUCAACGCAAAAGUGUCUGAUUUUGGUCUCUCUAGGCAGUUGAGUGGCGACGGGAAAGGACAUAUUACGACGCAGGUUAAGGGUACAAUGGGAUACUUGGAUCCGGAGUAUUACAUGACCCAACAGUUGACCGAGAAGAGCGACGUGUACAGUUUUGGCAUUCUACUGCUCGAGAUUCUAACUGCAAGAAAGCCGAUCGACCGCGGCCGUUACAUCGUGAGAGAAGUUAGGAAUGCAAUGGACAAGGCGAAGGAUUUCUACGGUCUUCAUGAGUUCCUCGAUCCGGUGCUAGGCUUAGGCACCAAACCUCCCGGUUUUGAGAGGUUCGUCGACUUGGCAAUGAGUUGUGUCGAGGAAUCAGGCGACCGCCGCCCCUCGAUGAGCCAGGUGGCGAAGGAGAUUGAGACCAUCAUGCAGAUGGCCGGUAUGGACCCGCAAGCCGGAUCCGCCACGACUUCCGACAGCUUCUCUUCGACGAGCAGGCCCCACCCAUAUAACAGCGACACCGCCUACGAUUACAGCGGCGGGGUGUUCACUCAAAAGGUCGAGCCCAAGUGAGAAGUCAUGGAAUGAUUUGUGAUUCGCCUCUCAGAUUUGUGCAUACUCUUAUCAGUUUUGCUUUGCUCGAGACCCUGAGUUACUCAAUACCUGUGAGUGUGAUGCAUUGGUGUUUAUAUAUCUACUGUGCUUUCAUAUGGUGCAUGUACAUGUAUACUUCUUGUCAUUGUAAUAUAGAAAUGGUGGUGAGUUUGCUUACAGUAGUAA
This is a messenger RNA of Ananas comosus (pineapple), 3219 nucleotides long. Its product is annotated as probable leucine-rich repeat receptor-like protein kinase At5g49770. Gene Ontology annotation, biological process: protein phosphorylation. Gene Ontology annotation, molecular function: protein kinase activity; ATP binding; protein binding. The coding region runs from base 16 to 3012 and encodes 998 amino acids. The transcript has 21 exons. Lineage: Eukaryota; Viridiplantae; Streptophyta; Magnoliopsida; Poales; Bromeliaceae. The record is from RefSeq and is a predicted model, not a curated record.